Messenger RNA from Leptonychotes weddellii (Weddell seal), 2136 nucleotides. It is a transcript of the gene SLC35A2, whose product is annotated as solute carrier family 35 member A2. Gene Ontology annotation, biological process: pyrimidine nucleotide-sugar transmembrane transport. Gene Ontology annotation, molecular function: pyrimidine nucleotide-sugar transmembrane transporter activity. Gene Ontology annotation, cellular component: Golgi membrane. The record is from RefSeq and is a predicted model, not a curated record. Lineage: Eukaryota; Metazoa; Chordata; Mammalia; Carnivora; Phocidae.
UGAAGAGCCGAGAUAGAAGAGGAUCAGCUGAACCAAUUAGACAAGGACACACGAUGGGCGGGUGAUCUGGAAAGCGGGAUCAAUGAAGACGAGGGCGGGUCUAGUAACGGGAAUGAACCAAUGAGGCUCUGUGGAGACAGCAAGAGGCUGAGUCGGUCGCGUGUUGGGUCUCCCCAUCCUGACCGAAUCUGGAAAUCCCAAGGCUGCGGUCUUAGGUUCACUGUCCGGGAGCAGACCGGGAAAGCCGCGGCUCUGGCCAGCCCCUCACUCGCUCCACCCCCACCCCGGAGGCCCGGAGGCGGAAGUGACGGACACGGAAGUGCCCUGCUGUUGCCGAGGGGACGGACCAGGCAGAUGCCAACAUGGCAGCGGUUGGGUCUGGCGGUUCCACCGCGGCGGCUGGGCCAGGGGCGGUCUCCGCGGGGGCGCUGGAGCCUGGAACCGCGAAUGCGGCUCACCGGCGCCUCAAAUACAUAUCCCUAGCCGUGCUGGUGGUCCAGAAUGCCUCCCUCAUCCUCAGCAUCCGCUACGCCCGCACACUGCCUGGGGACCGCUUCUUUGCCACCACUGCUGUGGUCAUGGCCGAAGUGCUCAAAGGUCUCACCUGCCUGCUGCUGCUCUUCGCACAGAAGAGGGGUAACGUGAAACACCUGGCGCUCUUCCUCCACGAGGCUGUCCUGGUGCAGUAUGUGGACACACUCAAGCUCGCGGUGCCCUCUCUCAUCUACACCUUGCAGAAUAACCUCCAGUAUGUUGCCAUCUCCAACCUGCCGGCUGCCACUUUCCAGUCUGCCCCGAGGUGCCGCCAAAGCCCCUGCCUCCGCCUCCGCCUCGGGGCCCUGCCCUCACCAGCAGCCGCCGGGGCAGCCGCCGCCCCCGAAGCUGUCUUCCCAUCGCGGAGACCUCAGCACGGAGCCCUUUCUGCCCAAGUCAGUGCUGGUGAAGUGAGGGCUGGUGGGGGGGGGAGCAACAGGGAGGGGGGCUGGGUGGAGGGUGUUGGGCAUCUGCAGGGACCUAAGCUGCCACUGCCUGGCUCCUCUGGGAUUGGAAGAGUGUUUUCUCCCAGGUCGCAGAGACUUCUGGAGGGGCGUCACCGGAACCCCUCCUGGCAGACUGAGCCCCCCUCCCCUGGAGGGGGCUUUGAGAGCUGCCUCCUCUGCCGCAGUCAACCCCUCUGGGGGCUGGGCUGGCGGUAUUGUCAUUCAAGGCCUUUCUUUGCCUGCCUGCCUGCCCUCAGCUGGAGGUGUCCUGUCUUCCAUGCCUGGGAGAGCCCCUCCCAGCAGUCCCUCCACCUUUGUAAGGACAAAUUGGACAAAAAUCCUACAGCUCUUUUAGUGACGGACGCCUGUGGGGUUCAGCUUCCUGUAGCUUGAGGCCUUCUGGCCUCCCUCACAACCACAAUGGAUCGCAUUAGCAGCUCCGGUCUUUUUGUGUGUGUGGCCUUGGGGCAGCUUCCCUGACAGGAGACCCUUGGAAAUGGGCCUCUUGUGGGCACCCCCCAGGAGAGAGGCAGGGGCAGGAGCUGAGAUGUGCAUCAGCCCGUUCCAGAGGAGGGGUUGUGCAUCAGCCCGUUCCGGGGGAGGGUGUGGUAGGGGCCAUCUGUUUUUUAGUGGUUUGGGAAUUUGUGGUAUAAUCAGAUAAUUAAUGAUCUGGGGUGCCGGGGGGGGGGGGCAGGUGGGAGAGGUCCUUGAGUGGCUUGAAUCUCAAUGAAUCUAAGACACUGUCAGAUGCUGGAUGCAGGGUUCUUUUCCGAGACAUCCCGAGAGGGAAGAUAAAGCUGCCAACCACUCUUGAUCACGCACUGGCUGGAUGAGGCACCCUUACUCUGUGAUAGGGUGAGGGUGUCUUAAAAUCGCUGAAAUGUGGAACCUGCCCCCUGCACUCCCCAAAGCUUAUUAACCCCUUAACUUGUCUCCCAGAAUGUGUGUGUGCACGCGCGCGUGUGCAUGCGUGCAUUUGUGAGUGCGCACACGCACGCGCGGGAGAUGCCUGGGCUGUCUUUGCUCUAUGUAAAUAGGGUCGUUGGAUCUUUAUUUUUGAUUAAGUUGUGCUGAUUUUUUUGGUUUGUUUUCUAAGGAACUGUAAUGAACAAAUGUCAGGAGACCCAAUGCCAAAUAAAGAUGUUGUAUUUAUUUA